AUGGCUGAAGUAAAAGUUACCUCCGCGAGAUCAGCGACUGACCAAGCACGAGACUACCUAGAAGAUCGUCUUGGCACAGCAGAUGACUCCCAGAGUCUCAAGACCUUCACGAUACCAGUAAUCGAUAUUGCAUCAUCCUACUCAGGUUCGCUCAAGGAUCGAAAAGGGGUGUCCCGACAAAUCAGAGAGGCAUGCGUCUCGAGCGGCUUCUUCUAUGUCAAGUCCCACAACAUCACUCUACAAGCCUCGCGAGACAUACUAGCUCACUCGAAGCGCUUCUUCCACACGCUGUCAGCCGACCAGAAGAACGCCCUGCAUAUCAGCAAAUCCAAAUACGGCUAUGGCUGGGAGCCCGCCGACGCAACGAGCAUCUACGGCGACGCCGAGCAAAAAGAAGCUUUCAACUGGGGCUACGAAGCCGAUUUAGAUCCGGAAGUUCGCGACAAUCAUUCACACGUCCAGCUCGACGGGACGAAAUCCGACAAAGUCAACCAAUGGCCAGCAGAAACCGCCUUAUCAGGUUUUCGCAACGCCAUCAAAACAUAUCAUCAACAAGUUCUCACCCUCGCACGACACCUCUAUAAACUGCUCGCACUCUCCUUGGAUUUACCAGAAAACUACUUCAACCCCAUGAUCACCGACCCAAGUGUAACAGGCCGCCUGAUGUAUUAUCCCCCUGCUUCUGCCAAAAAAGAACCUAGACAGCCCUUAUCCGACGACGACGACAAGGACGACCUCACAAUCGGAUUAGGAGCUCACUCCGAUUAUCAAUGCUUCACCAUCCUCCUCCUCGAUUCUUCGACUACCCCCGGCGGGCUGGAAAUUUUGUCUCCCAUUACAGGCGCUUGGAUCCAAGCUCUCGCGGUUCCGGAUACGUUGAUUGUGAAUAUUGGCGAUAUGAUGAUGCGGUGGACGAAUGGGUUGUAUCAGAGUACUGUACAUCGAGUCAUUAAUACUUCUGCCGAGGAGCGAUUUAGCGUUCCGGUGUUUUUUGGGGUGGAUAAUGAUCAGGUUGUUGAGACUUUACCAAGUUGCAUCACACCCACAAGUCCUUCAAAGUACCCUCCUAUUAAAGCUGGCGAGUAUAUCUUGCAACGUCUAGCAGCUACGCGUUCCGCUUCAUGA
This is a messenger RNA of Sphaerulina musiva SO2202, 1125 nucleotides long. RefSeq names its product Clavaminate synthase-like protein. NCBI's taxonomy places the organism in Eukaryota, Fungi, Ascomycota, Dothideomycetes, Mycosphaerellales, Mycosphaerellaceae. Bases 1 to 1125 code for a protein of 374 amino acids. The record is from RefSeq and is a predicted model, not a curated record. The transcript has 2 exons. Gene Ontology annotation, molecular function: dioxygenase activity.